Molecule: messenger RNA, 623 nt
Organism: Chelonoidis abingdonii (Abingdon island giant tortoise)
Lineage: Eukaryota; Metazoa; Chordata; Testudines; Testudinidae
Source: RefSeq, a predicted model, not a curated record
ACAAGCCAGCUAAAAUUUCUCUCUUUUAUCUAAUCAUUUUAGUCAUUGAAUCCAUCAUAGGAAUUGGGGGAAAUGGAGUCAUUGUGGCUAUCAAUCUCACCAACUGGGUCAUGAUCAGGAGACUGUCCUACUGUGAUAUGAUCUUGAUCUUCCUGAGCUUAUCCAGACUCUGCCUGCAAUCCUAGUUCAUGCUGAUGGUGGUUUGCAGCAUGUUCUAUCCAGCCUUUAAUAAUGAGGAUAAGGUAUACAACAUUUUCAAUACUCUCAUCAUGUUUCUGAACUACUCCAGCCUCUGGUUUGCUGCUUGGCUCAGUGUCUUCUACUGUGCCAAGAUUGCCAGCUUCACCCAGCCCCUCUUCAUCUGGCUGAAGUGAAAAAUUUCCAGUCUGGUUCCAUGGAUGCUGGUAAAAUCAUCCCUUUUCUCCUUACUGAGCAGUUUUCCUUUCUUGUGGGACAUCUGCAAUGUGUACUGCAACAACUCCAUGGCAAACAGCACAAAGGGGACAGUUGCGAAGGAGAUCAAUUUGUUUCCCCAGAUUCUUCUCAACAACAUUGGGAUAUGUCUGCCUUUACUAGUGUUUGUUGCUUCCACUGUCUUGUUAAUCACCUCUCUGUGGAGACAC